Messenger RNA from Opisthorchis viverrini, 1889 nucleotides. RefSeq lists its product as hypothetical. Gene Ontology annotation, cellular component: cytosol. The record is from RefSeq and is a predicted model, not a curated record. Gene Ontology annotation, biological process: carbohydrate metabolic process; GDP-mannose biosynthetic process. The coding region runs from base 1 to 1482 and encodes 493 amino acids. Gene Ontology annotation, molecular function: zinc ion binding; mannose-6-phosphate isomerase activity. NCBI's taxonomy places the organism in Eukaryota, Metazoa, Platyhelminthes, Trematoda, Opisthorchiida, Opisthorchiidae. The transcript is spliced from 8 exons.
AUGCUUUCACUCUCUUGCGCCGUCCAGACAUAUGAAUGGGGUAAGAUCGGUGAAGAAAGCGAAGUUAUGCAACUGGCUGUUUCUGGCUGUCAUACGUUAGAACUGGAUCCAUCAUCUCCUUUUGCCGAGUUGUGGAUGGGAACGCAUCCUUCCGGUCCAUCUGUUCUAAGAGAAGAACAGGAGACCUAUCUCUCCAAGUAUAUUUCGGAAUAUCCAAAGUGUCUUGGAUCUGCAUCCAGGGAGGCGUUUGGAAUGUCUCUACCGUUUCUAUUCAAAGUCUUGUCCAUUCGGAAAGCGUUAUCUAUUCAGGCACACCCAACAAAGGAGCACGCGCAGCUUUUGCAUCGGCAGAGGCCCGACUUGUAUAAGGAUCCAAACCAUAAACCUGAACUGGCAAUUGCACUGACGCCGUUCGAAGCCUUGUUGGCCUUUCGUCCUUCAGUGGAGAUCGCUGCAUUUGUUCAAGGAAUCCCUGAGCUGCUCGAAAUCGUGGGCAACGAAUGUCUAAGCGAUUUGAUAGCUGUAUCCAAUCCACCCAGUGAUCAGGAAGACAUUGCUAGUGUUGCAGUUAAGGCAGCCUACGAAAGAUUGAUGCUGUCCGAUUCCGACAAGGUGUCUGCUCUAGUUAACCGGCUACAAGCUCGACUUUCGGAGGACAAUCCAGAUUUAGAGAUUAUUCUCCCCCAAGAUCAUCCGAUCAACUUAUCGUCAGUGUUCCAAGUCUAUCUUCGCUUGGCACAAGAGUUUCCCGGUGAUGUGGGCUGUUUUAGUCUAUUCUUCCUUAACUAUAUCAAACUGGAACCUGGACAAGCCGUCUACCUGGAGCCCAACUUGCCGCAUGCCUACCUAUCCGGUGACUGCAUUGAAUGUAUGGCCUGUUCGGACAACGUUGUCCGGGCUGGUUUAACUCCGAAAUUCAAAGACGUCGAAUGCCUGCUUGGAAUGCUCCAAUACGACCCACGCUCCGUUAGUGACUUAAUAUUUCCUGGGACACCAAGGUUGAUUGAAGGCCCCACGGACGACACAUUAUCGGAGUCACCUCGGGCUCAGAUCAUUAGUUUCACCCCACCGGUUGAGGAUUUUGCAGUUGACAAAAUUGUGAUCCCACGAUCAGUUCAAACACUGGAACUCCUACCAAUUGCUUCUGCAAGUAUCCUGCUUUUUGUCCAUGGAUCGGGGUUCCUUCAGAGAUUACCUUGCAGUGAUUCAGCUUCAAAUCCUAGUGAAGUUGAAUGCUUCUCCGACUCAGUGAGCUUACCCGCAAAACCAGUAGCCAGAGUACAUGAAGUCAUACAUUUCAACCGAGGAUCUGUUGUUUUUAUCGGCGCCAAUGUUCCUUGUUGUGUUCAUCAUUCACUGACCCCGAAAUCGGAGGAUGACGACGGUCCAUUGCUGGCAUUUAGGGCGUACGCUAACGUCGAACACCGAAGACCUUCAGUGCGUCCAUUCAAUACAGAAACUGGAGAAUUUCUCUCCGACUAGGUCUCCCAUAUCGCAGUUAAAAAACUUGCAUUUAUGGGAUAUCAGUAGACCCUCCUCUGUCUUGAUUCACCUACCUCGUACCGACACUCCCAUGUUAUUCGCCCUCCGUCCCAGUUACCACUUAUAUAGCGCCUCAAGCCACACUGAUGCAAAAUUACCCGCAUUUCUAUUUGAUGCCACCCUUACGUUUUUCUGAUUUUUCGAUUGAAGUUCGCUUCGAAGCAUGCGCAUUCUUCUUUACGGAACUACGGAUUCUGGUUAUUGCACAGGACGCCCACACUGUGGUUGACUGAAAAAAUGCCUUCUUUGCUGGACAAUCUUCUUCAGUCUUAUCUAGUUAAAUGGCCGUUUACCUCCACUACGACUCUGCAACCUGUGUAACCGCAGAACACGCCAGUGGGAAGCCA